AUACUAUAGCACAUAUCCUGUGUGCACUACAGUAAACACAGCCGGGUACACAACUCAGCCGCCCGGACUGCUCGCUCAAAACUGGUUGCCCCUGUCCCAAUAUCGUGUCAUAUUAACCUAUCCUAAGCCAAUUGAACAUGUCGGACGAAAGCCAGGAACUGCCCGUGUUCACCACGGCCGCGGACAUGCGUGCCUGGGUUCGCAAGCAGAAGAAGAGCGGGCGGAAGGUGGCCCUUGUGCCGACCAUGGGCUACCUGCAUGAUGGUCACUUGUCGCUGGUGAAAGCGGCUCUGGAGCGCGCGGACGUGGUUGUGGCGUCCAUCUACGUCAACCCCACACAGUUCGCGGCACACGAGGACUUCGACGUCUACCCGCGCAACCCGGAUGAUGACCGUGCAAUGCUCAAGGCGGCGGGCGCCCACGCUGUGUUUGAGCCGGAGUCGCUUUACGUGGCAGUGCCGGGCGCGGGCGAGGGCUCCAACGUUGUGGGUCGCGAGACGCAGCACCCCGACUCCCACGAGACCUACGUUACUGUGGAGCGGCUGCAGAAGCCGCUGUGCGGAGGUAGCAGGCCGCACUUCUUCCGGGGCGUGUGCACCGUGGUGACCAAGCUGUUCCACAUCUGUGAGCCCGACGUGGCGGUGUUCGGCCGCAAGGACUACCAGCAGUGGCGCGUCAUCAGCCGUAUGGUGCGGGACCUGGACUUCGCAGUGGAGGUGGUGGGCAUGCCCAUUUGCCGCGAGGCCGACGGACUGGCCAUGAGCAGGGGCAAUAGCUGAGUAGGGAGGGAAGGAGGCGCUGCGGCCAAGAACGUUGCGGAAAGACGCACCGAAACGCGCAGAUCGCCACUGCCAAAUGAAGUGUUCGCCGCUGACAAAUGACGA
Chlamydomonas reinhardtii is the source of this 884-nucleotide messenger RNA. RefSeq lists its product as uncharacterized. The transcript has 7 exons. Gene Ontology annotation, biological process: pantothenate biosynthetic process. The coding region runs from base 138 to 779 and encodes 213 amino acids. Lineage: Eukaryota; Viridiplantae; Chlorophyta; Chlorophyceae; Chlamydomonadales; Chlamydomonadaceae. The record is from RefSeq and is a predicted model, not a curated record. Gene Ontology annotation, molecular function: pantoate-beta-alanine ligase activity.